Molecule: messenger RNA, 3002 nt
Organism: Meriones unguiculatus (Mongolian gerbil)
Lineage: Eukaryota; Metazoa; Chordata; Mammalia; Rodentia; Muridae
Product: olfactory receptor 2T8-like
Exons: 2
Coding region: 141-1127 (328 amino acids)
Biological process (GO): G protein-coupled receptor signaling pathway
Cellular component (GO): membrane
Molecular function (GO): G protein-coupled receptor activity; olfactory receptor activity
Source: RefSeq, a predicted model, not a curated record
AACAGUUCCACCCAGGCGCUGAUAUAAGGGAGGAGGAGGAGGGACAGGCUAGAACAGACAUCCAGAUGCGUCACUGAAGGUGCAGCUCUACCUGCUGGGCACCAGUUUUGACUCUCGUAGUGUCGCCUCUGCCGUGCAUCAUGGACAAGGGGAACGCCACCGCGGGGUUCAUUCUCCUAGGACUCUUUAACCACACCAGAGCCCACCUGGUCCUCUUCGUGCUGGUUCUGGCUGUGGCCUUCAACUCCGUGGCAGGCAAUGGCCUCCUGCUUCUCCUCAUUCACCAGGACCGCCGGCUUCACUCACCCAUGUACGUUCUCCUGAGCCAGCUCUCCCUCAUGGACCUGAUGCAGGUCUUCACCAUAGUGCCGCAAAUGGCAGCUGCCUAUUUAAUGGGCAAGAAGUCCAUCUCCGUUGCUGGCUGUGGCUUCCAGAUCUUUUUCCUUCUGACGCUGGGUGGUGGCGAGUGCUUCCUCCUGGCGGCCAUGUCCUAUGACCGCUAUGUGGCCAUCUGCCACCCACUGCGCUAUCCAGUUCUCAUGAGCUGGCGUUUGUGCUCGAGACUGACCUUGGGGUCUUGGCUCCUGGGAGCAGCUGACGGAGCCAUGCAGGCUGCUGCCACCCUGAGCUUCCGGUUCUGCCGCCGGAAUGAGAUCGACCACUUCUUUUGUGAGGCCCCUGUGCUGCUGCGCCUGGCUUGUGGUAACACAGAGGCCUUUGAGAUUUUCAUGUACGUCUGCUGUGUGUUGAUGCUUCUGGUGCCCAUCUGCCUCAUCCUGGUGUCGUACGGUCUCAUCUUGGCUGCUGUCCUGCGCAUGCGGUCCACAGAGGCCUGCAAGAAGGCCUUUGCCACCUGCUCCUCGCACUUGGCCGUAGUGGGCCUCUUCUACGGAGCUGCCAUUUUCAUCUACAUGAGGCCCACAUCGUCCAGGUCAGCUACCCACGAUAAGGUCGUAUCGGCCUUCUAUACUAUUGUCACCCCCAUGCUGAACCCCCUCAUUUACAGUCUUCGGAACAACGAGGUCAAGGGCAGCCUGAGGAAGUACGUGGCUUGUUGUGCUGUCCGAACUAGUAAAGAUGCUUUGGUUUGCUUGGACCUUUGCACAAACAGGAAAGGUAUACAGUAGCCCUCAUCACAGAGGUUAUGGUUUCAGGAUACCCAGUGGAUACCUGAAACCACCGAGAAUUCCAAACUCUGUUGUUACGUUUCUUUUCCACCUUAACACUUCUAUCCUGUGGCUUGAACUGGGGACGCCUGAGGAGCCUCAGCAAAGCUAUCACUAAGUUUCCUUGUUCUUCCUCUCAGUUUCACGAACAAAUUUGUUCUCACUGUGGCAAACUCAGCAGACUAUUUCCCCCUUAGUAAGUGGAGAACUUCCGUAGUUUAACUUGGUAAGUCCUUUACAGCUUCUCGUUAACAUACCUAAAUUUCAGUGUCACAACUUUAACACUUUGGGGCAUUAUUGAAUGAAAUAAAGCUCACUAGUACUUGGGCAGCUCCUAAGUGACAGGUGGACGGGUAGUGUAUACAGCAUGGAUACGCUGGCCAAAGCAGAUAUCAGGACUGUAAGUAGUCUGGACAUGCUACUCAGCAGGCAGCACUGUAAGAGGGCGAGUUGAAUAUUUCUGGAAUUUUUCGUUGUUUUUUUGGGUUUGUUUUGUUUUCCAGUUGGCAGCUGCCUGAAGGGGGCUAUGAGUGUGGCAGGAAAAGCCACAAGUAAGGAGGGUGUGCGCACCUUCGCCGGUGUCUUGGUUGUUUUCUGCUUUAUUCUGAGGUUUUGUUAAAACAACAUGGCUGGCAGCUGACUGUGGAGUCACCGCCUUCUCAUUUCAAAGUGAAUUUUCAAAACAAAACAAAAACCAAAAAACUGAAAACCCACAAAUUCUCUGUGAAAAGUUCUCAUGCCCCACCACAGGAGAAUCUUUAUAGCCACAGGGAAGGAAGCCGCCUUGAGGAUUCACUGCCAGUUCAUUUUCAAGUUGGGGUGGCCGAAGCCCAGUUCUCAAGCUGGAGGGCACUCAGCAAGCCUUAUCUUCCAGCCAGUUCUACAGACGUCUCCUCCUGCAGCUGUUAUCAGGAGCUGCGAAAUUCAAAACUGCGCAGAGGUCCCCUGAGCCCUUUCUCAUGGAGCACAUCUGUCCAUGGAGUCCAGCACCAGUCUGAGUCCAUUCCCAUCCUAUACUGUCCCAUCACUGGACACCGAUGACACUCACCUUUCAUGUCUUGUUUUUCUGUGAAGAUUCUCUGCAUCUUCACAUGCUCCAGUAGCUAUUCUUUUAAAUUGAUGUUUCAAAAAAAAAACAAAACACUUAUUCCCUGUUUUGUGAUGGACAUGUGGAUGACCUUCAACCUUUUCUAAUUAUGUUUUCACUUCACUGGGUAGAUGACGGUGAACCUUUUAUCAAGCUGUUGACUUUCGAAUUGCCACAAGCAGUUCAGACAUGGUGCAGAUGCCGGAGGCUUUAUCAGCUCUUUCUGCUCAGGAAGUCUCCCGAGUGUGGCCGCACCUCACUCUGCUGCCUGCGUGUGGUUUCACGGGGGUUAUCGAUAGUGUUUUCAUGUUGACUCACUGCUGGGCUGGGUAUCUUUUUUUGUUAAUUUUGUAUUUCCGUCUUGGAAAAUAAUAAAAAAAUAAAAAUAAAAAUGUUGCUGCUUCCACAGCAAACAACUUGUGAUUCACUCAGAUGCUCAAAGGAGUACUUGGAAUUUUAAAAUAAAACUGUAUGUUAGAAUGUUCUUAUUCAAUGUCUGGAGACUUUUUUUAACUUAAGUGUGUACUUGGAGGCUCCUUUCUAAGUUCUUCCACUUUACUUGACGCAGUGAACCCUGACAGUUAGUUGAGGUAUAGUAUUGCACCUGUUUUAAUUCCAUCAAGAAAUUCAGCCCCUGAAAAACCUAGAAGCUUUUCUAUAAAGAAUAGUGUCAUAAGGUACAACCUUUCGGGUGAAGGAUGAGAGUAGAGUUUAAAAUAAAGCUUCAAACAGAAGUGCACACAUCCCGU